AUGAAGACUAGUUACUUGAUUUUUACAGCCUUGUUGGCCUUAGCAUCUUGUGCCUUUGCAUUUGAUCCCAGCCCUCUACAAGACUUUUGUGUAGCUAUCAAUGACACUAAGAAUGCUGUGUUUGUGAAUGGAAAAUUCUGCAAAGAUCCAAAACUUGCCACUGCAAAUGAUUUCUUUUUCUCAGUGAAAGAAGGAAACACAUCGAAUUCACUUGGCUCAAAAGUGACAGCGGUUACGGUUAAUGAGAUAUUAGGAUUGAACACUCUUGGUAUUUCUCUUGCUCGCAUUGACUUUGCAGCUAGAGGACUAAAUCCUCCACAUACUCAUCCAAGAGGUACUGAGAUUCUUAUAGUUUUGGAGGGUACUCUCUAUGUUGGUUUUGUUACUUCUAACCCCCAAAAUCGUCUGAUCACAAAAGUACUGAACAAAGGAGAUGUAUUUGUGUUUCCAAUCGGUCUCAUUCACUUCCAGUUGAAUGUGGGAUAUGGAAAUGCGGUUGCCAUUGCUGGACUUAGCAGUCAGAAUCCAGGAGUUAUCACUAUUGCUAAUGCUGUGUUUGGAUCUAAUCCGAAAAUUUCAGCAGAAGUUCUCACAAAGGCUUUUCAAGUGGAUAAUAAGAUAGUUGACAAUCUUCAGAAACAGUUUUGGUUGGACAAUAACUAG
This is a messenger RNA of Lathyrus sativus (Indian pea), 663 nucleotides long. Lineage: Eukaryota; Viridiplantae; Streptophyta; Magnoliopsida; Fabales; Fabaceae. The record is from the annotation of a GenBank genome assembly.